Molecule: messenger RNA, 2688 nt
Organism: Lactuca sativa (garden lettuce)
Lineage: Eukaryota; Viridiplantae; Streptophyta; Magnoliopsida; Asterales; Asteraceae
Product: AUGMIN subunit 8
Biological process (GO): spindle assembly
Cellular component (GO): nuclear microtubule; cytoplasm
Molecular function (GO): microtubule binding
Source: RefSeq, a predicted model, not a curated record
AACAUAAAAAAAUGUUACAAAUUUGACCAUAAGAAGUGCACGAAUAUGGAUCCGAUCCGAUUUCAAUGACAUAAUCAUAAAUCCUAUCCGGAUCCACCAAAAUUCAAUCCGGGUUGAGGUGGGUUUGACCGGAUGAUGGAUUUGGAUCCGCACUUUGGCAAAUUUUAUAUCAAAUCUAAAUUUGUCUCUAGAAUAUGAUCCGGUUAUAAUCUAGUGGAUCGGAUAAUCCAAUCCAAUUUAGUCAAAAAUCCGGUUUCCAGAUUAGAUCAAAUCCAAAUCGGAUAUCCAUUGUUUAUAUAUGUAUACUUAUUUGCAUAAAAUAUACAAAGAUUUUUACUAUAUUUAUCGUAAUAUUUUUUUUACCGGAUGAAAAGUCAAAAACAUCUAAUUUAUUUCUCUUGGUUUAGAUUUGUAAAGAAUAUUUAUGUCUUCUGAAAUACGGAUCAAAAUGUUAAAUAACCUAAAUAUAAACAAUGAAAAUCCAAGUUUGUAUACGGUUUAUAAUUAAUCCGGUUCCGAAUCAAACCGAUUCUCAAUAUCGGGUUUGCUUUCCACUUCAUCCGCAAUGAACAGUUGAACACCCCUAAUUUAUCUUAAGCAUAAAAAAGAUUAUUCCUUGGAUUAAAGUUGAUCUCUCGUGGCGCCAAAACAUACUUUUCCACCUCCUUCAACAACGUCUCCCUGUUCAAAUCCUCAGUUUUAACCAAUCAAAACUUCAGGAUUUAACUCUUCAUAUACCUCUCCUCAACUCUCCGAUCGAUCAAAUCACCUUUCAUGAUUUCAUCACCAUAACUGAUCGCUGCUCAGAUCACUUUUUCUGGUCUCUUUCUGCUUCAAUUAUGGUGAUAUAGCAUCACUCUGUAAAGCAAUUUGUUGUUUUUAAGGAUCUGGGAAAUGUUUUUGAUCAUAUGAUAGAAGAGCUUAAUCCAAUGUGGCCAAAUUUAAAGACUAGGGAAGUUAGUUCUAGAUACAAAUCACCUACACCAAGGCGUUGUCCUUCUCCAAACACAACAAGAACAGCUACAACACCACAAGUAUCCACACCAAAUAGAGCUAUAUCUGCAGAAAGAAGACGACCCGGAACACCAAAAUUACCAUCAUACCCCUCCACCCCAAUCCAUGAUACAUCUAUCAAUAUGGAAGUGAUAACCAGAAAGGCAAUUCCUUCACCAAUGCGUAGUCUAAGUGUUUCUUUCCAAUCUGAUUCAUUUUCCAUGCCCACUAGUAAGAAAGAGAAGCCACCUCCUCAAGCUCUUUCUGAUCGAACCCUAAAGUCAUCAUCAAAUGUAUCACUUAAACCUUCUAGAAAGUCUACCCCUGAGAGGAAAAGAAGUCCACUCAAGGGUAAAAAUGUCAUCGACCAAUCGGAAAACUCCAAACCUUUAGAGAGUUUACAUUCUAAACUAGUGGAACAACAUCGGUGGCCUAGCAGAACAAGUUCUAAAUCUAAGCCUUUAGGAAAAUCCACAAGUGAUCCUGCGAGGGUAUUAUCGUCAUUUUCCGAUAAAGGAAAGUUGGAAUAUGACAAUCUACUAAGAAUGUCGAAUCUUGUUUCUUCAAGGUCUCAAUCUUUACCUGCUGUUACACCAAACAAGCCAUCUAUUUUGGCUUUGAAAAAUGUCAGUCCUUCUAGAAGGUCUUGUAGUCCUUUGAGACAACCCUGCAACUCAAAUAAAGCUUCUGUUCUCACAUUUAUUGCUGAUAUUAAAAAGGGAAAACGAGUUGUUGAUCAGAUAGAAGAUGCUCAUUAUCUGAGACUACUUCACAAUAGACAAAUUCAGUGGAGAUUUAUUAAUGCCACUUCAGAAGCUGGCUUCAACUCCCAGAAAUCAACUGCUAAGAAAUCUUUAUUUAAUGUGUGGAGAAGUACCUCAGAACUCCAUGAUUCAGUAGCUGCAAAGAGGAUUGAGCUCAAUCAAUUGAGACUGAAGCUAAAACUUUAUUCAGUUUUAAAUCAACAAAUGACUUACCUCAAUGAAUGGGCUUCAAUUGAAAAGGAGCACAAACUUGCUUUGUCUGGUGCUAAUGAAGAUCUAGAGUCAAGCACUCUUCGGGUCCCUGUAACUAGAGGUGCAAUGGUGGAUAUUGAAACUUUGGAGUCUUCUCUUUGUUCAGCUAUCCAAGUGAUGGAAACAAUUGGAUCUUCCAUACAGUCUACUCUAUCAAGGAUGGAGGGACCAAAUUGUCUGGUAUCUGAACUUGCUACUGUGGUAUCACAUGAAAGGGCUCUUCUUGAUGAAUGUGAAGUUUUAUCGACUUUUGUAGCUUCUUUACAGGCAAAGGAAUACAGCCUUAGGACACACCUAGUACAAUUGAAACAAAAUUGGACACCUUCAUAAGUCUAUAUCUUCCAUCAUGAUAACUUAAAUCUACCAAGGAAGAAAAAGUCUUGAAGAAAUUGGUAAAGUCAUGGAAAAUUGGUGAACAUGAGAUUUACACUUUUAUCAUGUGAAGAUAUCUCUUAUACCGAUACAUGUCUUGUGGCACAACUAACACAAUGAGUAUAUAGUUUUUUUUAGAAACGGAAAGAUGGAAUACAACAACCAAUGUUGCAAUCAAACUAAGAAAUAACGUGUAAAUAUUACGUGAAGAGUUUCGAUAUAUCAUAAUAUAUGUUCUAUAGAACGAUGAAUUUGGUGUAUGUUCUAGAUUUUUAUGGUUACUGCAAAAGAAUUAUUCUUCCAUCAA